CCAGGCAGGCGGCCAAUCAGCUCAAGAGCCCCUCUAUAAAAACUUCUAUUCAUCGCGUAAAAUUUAUAGCGCUUCAGAGAAGCAAAACCGAUCUGAGGAAAGACGCACGUGAAAGAGCUGGACACUGCGCCCUGACCUGUGUUUGGAAGAGUUUUAUUUCUAAGGUGUAUAUCUCCCUGAGGCAAAUAAGAAAUGGCACUGGCAGACAUCCCGUUUUUUGGCCCGAUCUCUGUGUCAGAGAGUCUCGUUGCAAUUAUAACAAUCUGCACAGUGUAUCUCGUGCUGUGGGUCACUCGCACCAAAAUCCCUGAAGGUCUUCAACCACUUCCAGGCCCCAAACCUCUCCCCCUUAUUGGAAAUGUGCUGGAAUUAGGACGCAACCCACACCUGAGUCUGACAGCCAUGAGUAAGCAAUAUGGCCCAGUUUUCCAGGUCCAGAUCGGCAUGCGUCCGGUGGCAGUGUUGGGUGGUACCGAGGUGGUACGUCAGGCCCUGAUCAAGCAGGGUGAAGAUUUCGCCGGACGUCCUGACCUCUACAGCUUCCGCUUCAUCAGUGAGGGGAAGAGCCUGGCUUUCAGCACGGAUAAGGCAGGUGUAUGGCGCGCACGUCGCAAGCUCGCCCAAAAUGCCCUGCGCUCGUUUGCAAACCUCGGAGGUCAGAGCUCUGAGUACUCCUGCGCCCUGGAGGAACACAUCAGCAAAGAGGGUCUGUACCUGAUCGACAGGCUGUGCAGCGUCAUGAAGGCCAGCGGUGGAUUCGACCCUUUUCGUCACAUCGUGGUGUCCGUAGCCAACGUGAUCUGUGGCAUGUGCUUUGGCCGGCGCUACAGCCAUGACGACAAGGAGCUACUGAACCUGGUGAACAUGAGUGACGAGUUCAAUCAAGUAGUGGGCAGCGGAAACCCGGCUGACUUCAUUCCCUUCCUGCGCCUCCUGCCCAGCACCAGCAUGAAGAAGUUCCUAGCCAUCAACAAGCGCUUUAACGUCUUCAUGCAGAAACUCGUCAAAGAGCAUUAUGACACGUACAAUAAGGACAACAUCCGUGAUAUCACAGACUCGCUCAUCGAUCACUGUGAGGACAGGAAACUGGACGAGAACUCAAAUCUGCAGGUGUCCGACGAGAAGAUAGUGGCAAUCGUGAAUGAUCUCUUCGGAGCCGGUUUCGACACAAUCAGCACAGCUUUGUCCUGGUCUGUUGUGUACCUAGUGGCUUAUCCUGAGAUUCAAGAGAGACUGCAUGAAGAGCUGAAGGAGAAGGUUGGAACGGACCGUACGCCGGGCCUGGCGGACAAAACCAACCUGAUUUACCUCGACGCUUUCAUCAUGGAGAUCUUCCGUCAUUCCUCCUUCCUUCCUUUCACCAUCCCGCACUGUACCACAAAAAACACGUCCCUCAAUGGAUACUUCAUUCCUAAAGACACGUGCGUCUUCAUUAACCAGUGGCAAGUCAACCAUGACCCGGAGACGUGGAAAGAUCCUUCCUCGUUCAACCCCGACCGCUUCCUGAGAGCCGACGGCAGCGAGCUCAACAAGAUGGAAGCCGAGAAGGUCAUGAUCUUCGGCUUGGGCAAGCGCCGCUGCGUGGGAGAAGUCAUCGCUCGCUCCGAGGUCUUCCUCUUCCUCGCCAUCCUCAUCCAAAGGUUAAAGUUCAGCAGCAUGCCGGGCCAGAUGCUAGACAUGACCCCGGAGUACGGCCUCACCAUGAAGCACAAGCGCUGCCUCUUGCGUGCCACGCUGAGACCUGGGUUCGAAUCUUCAUGCACGGUGUGAGAGUAUGAAACGAGCCGUAAAAUUCAGCUGUUUAAUUUCAGGGAUGCUAAUGAUGAGAAUCCCUCAAUGUUCUUGUGACACUGUGGUCAUUAUAGACCCAGAGGGUCAUCUCAGUGUAGGGGCUGAAAAUUUCUGACGCUUAUCAGUCUUAAACGCAGAUCUACAUAUGCUAGUCACAAAGCUGCCAGAGGAACGAGACUGUUUAUCUUGUGAAAUUGAUAUAAUAUAUCGAUAAAGACACUGUGUCCAUGUCUAGCAUUUUAGUUGGCAUCGCAUCGGAGUUUGGCUAGUUCCUGGUAUAUAUCUCAGGUACCUUGCUGCAGUGGUUAGGAAACAUCGAUCUGAUUCUGUGGAAUUGACUUCAUUACGAAUCGUAAACUGUUCUAAUGGCAGGGACAGAAUUAACAGUACAGUUUUUAGUGCCUUUUCUCUUACAGUAAG
Molecule: messenger RNA, 2211 nt
Organism: Hemibagrus wyckioides
Lineage: Eukaryota; Metazoa; Chordata; Actinopteri; Siluriformes; Bagridae
Gene: cyp1a
Product: cytochrome P450 1A1
Exons: 7
Coding region: 193-1770 (525 amino acids)
Biological process (GO): hormone biosynthetic process; progesterone metabolic process
Molecular function (GO): heme binding; steroid 17-alpha-monooxygenase activity; oxidoreductase activity, acting on paired donors, with incorporation or reduction of molecular oxygen, reduced flavin or flavoprotein as one donor, and incorporation of one atom of oxygen
Source: RefSeq, a predicted model, not a curated record